Messenger RNA from Brettanomyces nanus, 660 nucleotides. RefSeq lists its product as uncharacterized. NCBI's taxonomy places the organism in Eukaryota, Fungi, Ascomycota, Pichiomycetes, Pichiales, Pichiaceae. The coding region runs from base 1 to 660 and encodes 219 amino acids. The record is from RefSeq and is a predicted model, not a curated record. Gene Ontology annotation, cellular component: membrane. The transcript has a single exon. Gene Ontology annotation, biological process: vesicle-mediated transport.
AUGUCAGAUUCCAGCGCUGAUUUCCUUUCCAACUGGCGAACCAGCUCAGGAUCACCGUCUGGAUCCUUAGGUUCGCCUACUGGAGCCACGGGGCCUAUGGGAGCCUUGGCUGGCCGUGCCAAGUCGUUAUUUUCUGCCGCUGCGGAUUCUCUCCAGGACGGUUACGAACAGGCCUAUAACGUUCUACCACUUACAAACCAAGAUUUACCCCAGGAAGAGCCAUCCUGGUUCCAGAUGUCCAGAUUUGAACGUACAGUUGGAUUCUUUCUCUUUAUUUUGGGUUCCCUGGUAUGCUUUGGCCUUGGUAUUCUGCUUUUCCCAGUGCUUACGUUAAAGCCGCGUAAAUUCGCCAUGCUUUGGACUUUAGGCUCGAUCCUUUUUGUUCUUAGCUUUGGAUGUCUCCAAGGUCCUGCAGACUACUGUCGGCAUUUGAUCUCCAAGGAAAGGCUACCUUUUACAGUGGUAUUCUUCGGCAGCGUCAUUGGAACGCUAUAUUGUGCAGCCAUACUUAAAUCGACGGUCUUGACCUUGAUUAUGGGCAUAGUGGAAAUCUUUGCCGUCGCUUAUUAUACAUUAAGUUACUUUCCCUUUGGUGCUCAGGGCCUUAGCGUGCUAACGAGUAUGGGUGCAAGACAUGUAGGAAGUAUGGUUGGCAUAUAA